AUGCGGUUCUCUCUUGCAGCCGUGCUCAAUGGUCUCAUUGGUCUUUCGACCCUAGCCGUAGCUGCUACGGAAGUGUCGGAGACCGGUGCCCUGGAUGAUGCAAACAAUCAAGCCAUCCAGGCACUCCAAGGCCAAGAGGGCGGUGGUGUCUCGCUGCUGUCGGUGCAUGGCUCAAAGAGAUGUUCCCUUGCUACAGCAUCAAUCCGAAGAAACUGGAGGGCACUGUCCAAGAAGGAGAGGAAGGCUUACAUUGAUGCCGUGCUCUGCAUCAUGAAGAAGCCUUCCAAGGCCGAUCCUUCAUUCGCUCCCGGGGCCAAGUCUCGAUACGAUGAUUUUGUGGCCGUCCACAUCAAUCAGACACUGAGCAUUCACGGCACUGGUAACUUUCUCACCUGGCAUCGCUACUUCACCUGGGCCUACGACCAGCAAGUGCCCCUCUGCACUGUAACACACCUGAAACCAUCGCUGACAACCUUAAAGUACUGGGACUGGCUUGAUGGCUCCGACUUUGCUUCCUCUCCCAUCUUCGACGGAAGUGACACGAGCAUGAGCGGUGAUGGUACUUACGUCGCCCACAAUGGCAGUCUCGGCGGUAGCAAUAACAUUUACCUCCCAUCUGGAAAGGGGGGCGGCUGUCUUAAGGAUGGGCCGUUCAAAGACAUGGUAACGAACCUGGGCCCUGUCUCCCCAGGAAUGGACGGCCUCACGGCCAGUCCAACCGGCCCGCUUGGCUACAACCCCCGAUGCCUGCGUCGUGAUCUCACCUCCGCAGCCGUGGACAGGUGGAUGACUUUCGCCAACGUGUGGAACAUCACGGUCGGUGCCGCCUCUCGAAACAUUUCUACAUUCCAGAAUGAGCUGCAAGGUAGAUUUAGCGAUGAGUUUCUCGGAGUCCACGCUGCUGGCCACUUCACGAUGGGUGGUGACUCUGCCGACCUCUUCGCAUCCCCUAAUGAUCCCAUCUUUUUCCUUCACCACUCGAUGGUUGACCGUGUCUACUGGCUUUGGCAGGCUCUACAUCCGCAGGAGGCCAAGAAGAUCGCGGGUACCAUCACUAUUCUCAAUAUGCCCCCUAGUAGAGACGCCCUUCUGACUGACGUCCUGGACCUGGGGGUAAACGCCGAGCCCAUAACGAUUGGCGCUGCCCUAAAUACUCUUGGGAACUCUCCAUUCUGUUAUAUUUAUCUGUGA
Molecule: messenger RNA, 1191 nt
Organism: Clonostachys solani
Lineage: Eukaryota; Fungi; Ascomycota; Sordariomycetes; Hypocreales; Bionectriaceae
Source: the annotation of a GenBank genome assembly